AUGAAGUCGCGACACAGCGAUAAACCACAGGUGGAGUGGCAAGUUGGCGACGUGCGCGAUAUGAGGGCUAUUGCGAGUGGAAGCGUGGACGUGGCGUUUGAUAAGGGGACGUUGGAUACCAUGAUUUAUGGGAGUCCGUGGAGUCCGCCGGAUGAGGUGUUGGAGAACAGUGGGAGGUAUAUGAAGGAGGUUAUGAGAGUACUGAAAGAUGAUGACAAACGACUUGAGUUACCGAGCGGCCCCUUCUCACAAGCAACUUCACAUAUCCCAUCUCCUCUCUCCUCUUCCACGCUCUCAUGGGCAAACACACUCCUCUGCUCCGUCUCCCGUCAAAGCUACCUCCCCAUCCUACACACCCUCUUCGAUUCCGCGCGGUCCCAACACAUCCUCACAACCGCCCUCUUAGCAGAACCACAAACAGACUUCCCCUACCAAUACAUCGGUCAGGCCACCUUUUAG
Pyrenophora tritici-repentis Pt-1C-BFP is the source of this 459-nucleotide messenger RNA. NCBI's taxonomy places the organism in Eukaryota, Fungi, Ascomycota, Dothideomycetes, Pleosporales, Pleosporaceae. The record is from RefSeq and is a predicted model, not a curated record.